Molecule: messenger RNA, 1904 nt
Organism: Blepharisma stoltei
Lineage: Eukaryota; Ciliophora; Heterotrichea; Heterotrichida; Blepharismidae
Source: the annotation of a GenBank genome assembly
AUGAAGGGAGUUUUCUGUCCAGUCUUUCACCCCACAAAGGAAGAAAUGAAAGAUUUCCAAGGGUAUAUAGAGAAAGUUGAAGGUUUGUCCGAAGGAUUCGGGAUGGUAAAAGUAGUGCCUCCUGAAGGCUGGAAAGCCCGAAAAAGAGGAUACAAAGAUAUAAAUGUCCAAUUAACAAACCCAAUUCGUCAGCAUGUUCGAGGUCUCGCCGGUAUAUACAGCGUUUAUCUCAUCUCUGAAAAGUCAAUGGACCUAGAUUCGUACCGAAACUAUGCAAUUUCUAGAGAUCCCAAGCAGAAUCUCUCAGACGAAGAAAUAGAAAUGCUUGUAAUUUUUAUGCAGUUUUGGAAGCAAAUCCGGUAUGAUUCUCCUAUCUAUGGUGCUGAUAGCAAUGCUGAGACCUUAUUUGACUCAGAUAGUGAGUGGAAUUUGUCACAGCUUGAUACAACACUAUCGUAAUUCAUAUUCAGAAAAGGGCUGCAUCCUUAUAAAUUAGCUGGAAUUAAUAUGCCAUUUAUUUAUGCAGGUUGCUGGAAAAGUAUGUUUUGCUGGCACAAAGAGGAUAUGGACCUUUACUCUAUUAAUUAUCUGCAUUUUGGGAAGCCGAAGUUCUGGUACUGUAUCCCACUAGAGGAAUCUGAAAGAUUUGAGCGUUUCUGCCAGUUUCAUUUUCAUGAUGACUAUAUAGACCAUACCCCUAUAUAGAUCUCUUUAUAGAACAGAUUGUAAUGGAAUGUUGAACGGCCAAGACUCAAACGGACGAGCUGGAUCUUAUAAAGGGUGUGUUAGGCCAAAAAUGGUUGACAAUUGUGGAAAUAAGUUGGCAAGUAAUCCCACCAAUUUUUUAAAAUGGCUUUAUUAUUAAAUUAAUUUUAAAUUUAAAAUACCCUUUUAGGCUGAAUAUAAUAAAUAUAAAAAUCAUUGUUUAUUUAAAAAUUUAUCCUUCUGCAAAAAGCAACUAGAUCGAAUAAGUUGCUAAUUUUUAAAUCAGUUUAAAUUGCUAAUGAGCAUAAUAUGAGCCAUUAAGAGUUUCAUAAAAAAGAAGCCAUGUUCAAUACAUACUUUGGAUUUUAUAGAGCAUUUGAUCAUAAGAAAAUUAGCUUUGUUUAUUUAAAAAUCUAUCCUACCACAAAAAAGCAACUCGAUCAAUAAGUUUUAAUUUUUAAGUCCAUUUAAAUUUGUUAAAGGAUAUAUUAUGAGUCAUUAAUAACUUCAUAAAGAACAGCAAGUGCUUAAUACGAACUUUGGCUUUUAUAGACCAUUUGAUCACAAUCAAAUUGGCAUUAUUUAUUUAAAAAUCUAAAUAAGACAUUAAUCGAUGCCUCCCUAAACAGGCAUCAUAAAUUUAAAAUUUAUUAAUAAUAAAGUCAUUUUAAAAAUUGGUGCGUUUACUUGUCAACUUUUUCCACGCUUGUCACCAUUUUUUGACAUGCCACUUUUUAACACUUCUUGAUAUAGAGGUUCAGCUCAUCUCUUUGAUAGAGUCUGUCUUGCUCGUUCAACAGCCAAUUACAUUUUGUUCGAUAAGAAAUUUAUAUAUGUGUAUGAGCUAUAUAGCAUGCCCAGAAUUUCUCAGACAUAAAUCUAUACAAAUAUCACCGUCAAUACUGAAAAAAGCUGGAAUCAAUGUCCAAAAAGUGGUUCAGCGACCUGGAGAAUACGUCGUGAUUUUCGCUAAAGCGUAUCAUAUGGGCUUCAACUCAGGAUUCAACUGUGCUGAAGCAGUCAACUUUGCAACACCAAAAUGGCUUGAUAUUGCUUCAAACGUUUCACGAUGCCUAUGCGAUCCGGAUACUGUGAAAAUUGAUAUGGAUGAGUUUAAGGCUAAACUAGAAGAAUAUGAAAAUAGAUCAACAAAGAGAAAAUCAGAGCCGAGAAAAAGACAAAAAGUUAGAGCGAAUUAG